UUUUUAUUUAAACGAUUCCGUCAGAACUCAAGUCUUUCUCCAUUCUAUGCCAAAUGUACUGAGCAGUGAGCUUCUUUGAGAAAACAGAGGAGGAGAGGGAGAGAAAGAGGUUCCAUUGUCGUCUCUUAUUAGAAGAAAAGAAGACUACUCGGGUAAGGAGGAGGGUAAUCAAAUCAAGAACAAGAAAAGAAGAGAAGAGAUGAUGGAGAUGACAAAGAAGGAAACGUCACAUCGGUGGUGGUUUGAUAGUCACCAUAGCUUCAGGCGCUCUCCCUGGCUACAGUCUACUCUUGGCGAGCUAGACGUGAAGACGAAGGCAAUGUUGAAACUGAUAGAGGAAGAUGCAGAUUCCUUUUCCCAACGUGCAGAGCUGUUUUACAAGAAACGACCUGAGCUAAUUAGCAUGGUUGAAGAUUUUUACAGGACAUAUCGCUCGUUAGCAGAACGAUAUGAUCAACUGAAGUCUGACUCCGCAAAUCGCCUCCUAACAACAUUGGCGUCCCCAUUUUACACCAAAUGUCUGCCCCAGAAGUCAAUGGAGUCCCCAUUUUACACCAAAUGUCAGCCCCAGAAGUUAAUGGAAGAGAUGGAUCAAUCUUGUGACAGCAGCUCUGAAACUUAUGACCCAGAAGACUCCGCAGAGUCUGAAGUUGAUGAUCCUGAGCUGGAAGAUGAAACUGAACUUGACGCAGAAAUGGGCGAAGUUGUGGAACCAGAAGUUGAGGAAGCAGAACAAAAAAUAGAAACUAGAGUAAUAGAAGUUUCAAGUGCAGUUUCCAAUGAAGAAAUGGCGAAAUUGCAGGAAGAAAUAGAAAGACUCAAAGAAGAGAACAGAGUUCAGAGGGAUCAACUUUUCAAGAAAGAUGAAGAGAAGAGAGAAGUUAUAAGACAGCUCAGUGUGGCUGUAGAUGUGCUUAAGCUAGAGAAUGUGGAGCUAAGGAAGAGUGUGGCCAGAGACUCCCCCAAGACCAAGAGAAAGAGCCUUUUUGAGUUCGAGAAAUUGAAGGAUAUAUUUGCAGGGAAGCUUUUCAACGGAUCUUCAAAUUCUCGAGGCACUUUAGUAGCUGUUUAGAUAUAAGUUUGUAGCCAACAAAUACUUGUAGACAGGUUAUAUCUAGAAUAGUGUGUAUAUCAUGUGCUAAAUUUAGAUAGUCAUUACAUAGUUUUUUUUGAACUCUAUUUUACGAAGUCAAUGUAAGACUAAUCUUUAGCAUGCUAAAUUUAUAGCUAUCGUUAAUACUAGUUCAAUAUUUCUAGGCAUGUAAUCUUGAGAAUUUUAAUCGCAGGUAAAACAUAUUCAGUGUUUUUAUAUCA
Molecule: messenger RNA, 1314 nt
Organism: Jatropha curcas
Lineage: Eukaryota; Viridiplantae; Streptophyta; Magnoliopsida; Malpighiales; Euphorbiaceae
Product: protein NETWORKED 3C
Cellular component (GO): vacuolar membrane
Molecular function (GO): actin binding
Source: RefSeq, a predicted model, not a curated record